Staurois parvus is the source of this 286-nucleotide messenger RNA. The record is from the annotation of a GenBank genome assembly. NCBI's taxonomy places the organism in Eukaryota, Metazoa, Chordata, Amphibia, Anura, Ranidae.
CUACUGAUGGGUGACACCGCUGGGCACUGAUGGGUGACACCGCUGGGCACUGAUGGGUGGUAUUGCUGGGCACUGAUGGGUGACACUGCUGGACACUGUUGGGUGGCACUGCUGGGCGGCAUUGCUGGGCACUGCUGGGCGGCACUGAUAAUCAGAAGAUCUCCCCUGUCACAUUUGCCGGUUAACGGCAGUACUUUCCUCAUGCUGUGACAGCUGCCGGUUCUCGGCUGCACUUUCCUCACGCUGUCAGAUCGUGAGGAAAGUACUGCCGAGAACCGGCAGUUGU